Molecule: messenger RNA, 10968 nt
Organism: Boleophthalmus pectinirostris (great blue-spotted mudskipper)
Lineage: Eukaryota; Metazoa; Chordata; Actinopteri; Gobiiformes; Gobiidae
Gene: rhoq
Product: ras homolog family member Q
Exons: 5
Coding region: 11-634 (207 amino acids)
Biological process (GO): cortical actin cytoskeleton organization; small GTPase-mediated signal transduction
Molecular function (GO): GTP binding; GTPase activity
Source: RefSeq, a predicted model, not a curated record
UAACAUCAUCAUGGCAAACGGAACCGGUACGAUCAUGCUGAAGUGCGUCGUGGUUGGAGACGGUGCAGUGGGCAAAACGUGUCUGCUCAUGAGCUAUGCCAACGACGCCUUCCCGGAGGAGUAUGUGCCAACUGUAUUUGACCAUUACGCAGUGAGUGUCAACGUUGGAGGCAAGCAGUAUUUAUUGGGGCUAUACGACACGGCUGGCCAGGAGGACUACGACAGACUUCGCCCGCUCUCGUAUCCCAUGACCGAUGUCUUCCUCAUCUGUUUCUCGGUGGUGAAUCCGGCCAGUUUCCAGAACGUCCGAGAGGAGUGGGUCCCAGAGCUGCAGGAGUACGCCCCCAGUGUCCCCUACCUGCUCAUCGGAACGCAGAUCGACCUCCGCGAUGACCCCAAGACGAUCGCCAAACUGAAUGACCUGAAGGAGAAGCCCCUCACCACGGAGCAGGGGCAGAAGCUGGCCAAGGAGAUUGGAGCUUGUUGCUAUGUGGAGUGUUCAGCUCUGACACAGAAAGGCCUGAAGACUGUGUUUGACGAGGCCAUUAUCGCCAUUUUAACCCCCAAGAGAAAGAAGGGGGCGCUAAAGAGACGACUGGGCCCGAGAUGCAUAAACUGCUGCCUCAUCACGUGAUACAAAACCAACCACAAGAGACCACAGCGGCCAAAAACCUGGACUGAACCUGGUCUGAACCUGGACUUAACCUGGUCUGAGCCUGGGACUAAAUCGGGUCUGAACCUGGACUAAACCUGGACUUGAGACUAAAGGGAUCAUGCACAGACUAGACUGGAUACCGCUGCUGUCCGUGGCCGGGUUUGAAAUGCAGUUUACACCAAAGGAGCACAAAACCCAAGUCUCUUCUAUCAAAGACUUCUAUGCCUAUUUUAUAACCAUUUUUAAUCAUUUUGUUCCUGUAUAAAGCUGCCAUAUAAAUAGAUAUAUCAUUUAAAGGGUUCAAGGUGAUGGAUUUUUGAAGUAAGACUAUAGUUUUGAGUAGAGAAAUGCAAAGGUUUAGGUUGUAAAGAUUGUCAAAAAAAAAGAGUUUGCGUCUGAUAUUUUGUAUGGCUUUAAUCAAUGCAUUGUAGUUGGUUUUUCCGAGUAUUAUAUUGAUUAUAUUGCCAGUCAGAUUAUUGUUUCUCAGUGAAGCAUGUGACACAAAGGAGCUCGUUGGUCAACUAUCAUAUAGAGGCAAAACUUUUACGCUUUUUCUUUUACAUAGUUUAGUGCUUCUCUCAUUUGUCCUUUCCCUGAUUGGCUAAUUCACCCGUCAAUCAAGCCUCACAUAUCUUCACAAAGUGUUAAAGAAGUGUGUAUUCUGGAUCCCAGGCAAAUUACUAACCACAAACUCAAAUUGUGUAGGUUCUGAACCAAAAUAAACAGAGACCAGGAAAGAAAUUCAAACUUGCACCCAUUUUUUUCCCAUUGACAAUGAUUUGCAGCAUUUGAAUUCAAAGCUAUAAUAGGGAUGUAACAAUAACUGAAAUAUCGUGAUAUCGUAUUGCCAAAGGUCUCGUUGACCAUCACAAUGUAUUAAAUUAUAAGUCUCUUCGCUUAAAUUAAGAGUUAUGGUGCAGCAAUUGCUAAAAAAAAGACAGAAGGAACUACAUAGACCAUGAUUCUUUGCUCCAUUUCAGUGCAAACUACAAGAAGAAAUAACAGUUCUAAGCACUUUUAAAUCUUUUUUCUUGGGAUUAAGUCUUGUCAAGGCAUUUUAAAAGGAAAAAGUAGCAUGUUCACAAUUUACUUAACCUCCAAAAAAUAUCAGAAUAAAUAUUGUACCGAGAGAUUUAGGAUAUCGUUACAUCCCUACUAUAUAUCUAUAGUUUGUUGAGAGUUUUGGUGGAGGACGCAGUCUUGUCUAGCCAUUGGAAUAUAUGACACAAAUUGCUCACUUGAUUCACAUUUAAAAGGUCCAUAUUACAGUAUUUUCUGAUCUGUUAUAAUGUUGCUGACUCAUCAAAACAUACCUAGAGUUGUGUUUGUUUCAUUCACACAUGUUUAACACACAAAUCCUGCAUAUUUAAGCUGAGUUCUUCUCUCAAACUGAAAACACAUGACAUGUGGUAAUACAGGAAGUGUUUUUAAACUCCACACACUUCACUAGAAUCAUUUGGAUCAUUUCUGCCCUGGAAUUGCCGAUCUCUACUGACGUAAGAGUAAAAGGAUCACAAGGAGGAGAUAUAGACCACGAAAAUUAAGGGUUACUCAGAUGUCUAAAUGAAACAAAACCCAACUCCAGGUCUGUUUCUGAGGAGGUGUGAACAUUUUAACGUGAUUAAAAGCUUACAAGAAUCCAUUUUGUGUAACAUAGGACCUUUAAAAUCCAUAUGCAAUUUGGCACUACUCUGUUAAUUGCUGCAUUUAAAGUUCAUAGCAUUUAAUUUGCAAUCGUUAAUUAGUUUCAGACCCCUGUGGUAAGCUCGUGUGGCUGCGUUACACUUUAAAUGAGUUAACUUUUUCAUUGCUCAGAGUGCAGAAUAUAAAUUGUUGUUUACUCACGAUAUGCAGUUAUCCUAUUAUAGAUUUGGUCUAGAAGUUCUAAUAAUGCACAAAUUAAAGCUGACUAUAGUUGUGAGGUUAUAGUCUAAUUUAUCACAUUUUUGCACAAUUUUAUCAUUAAUUAAUAGUUUUAUUUUAUUUUGUAUUUUUUAAAAUUCAAUAAAACAGCUUUCAGUAUUCAUUUUUUGAGCAUAAACAAUACAGACUUUUAAUCAUUCCCAAAUAACCUCCCCAAAAAUUGAAAUUUUGUCUUUCUAAUAUCUGAAGAUCUGACCUAAUGAUAUCCUUGCAAAUUAAAAUCCAAUUAAUUGCGCACCUCGAACUAUCAGCUGUAGCCCUGCUUCAAAAACCCACUUUGGAACCAUCAUAUGAGAUUAUUUCAGAUAUAUUUUAUAGGUUUUGUGUAUUUUUCCGCCCAUAGUGUUGAGCUAAUUUGCACCUCAGUUCAAUUUGCGGCUGCAUUUCAACCCAAACCUGUUCCGCUCAAACAGAUUUUUCAUCAUUUGUCGUUCAGGUGUGUUCAAAUUGAUCCUGGGUAAUUGCGUUUGCUUUGUGCAGAAAAUGAGACGGAUCAACAAACAGUGGUCAGGGAGCUGGCUCAGCUUCAUGGAAGUGCUUUAGAGCGACUCAUUGCAUUCAGAAAAAUACAAAAAUGAGAACUAUUCAGAAUAUGAUUAUACAUUUCAACUCCUUUUUAUUUAACAUAGCCAAAUAAUGUGUCCUAAAAAUGUGUAACCAUAGAAACUACUGGAAAAUGUGGUUCAAAAUUUGUAUGGUAAUGAUACUUUUGGAUCACCUUUAAUGACGAAAAAUCCACUGAUUAAUUGAAAUACUGUAUCUCUAAGUGUUUUUGAUGAUCAGAUUUCUUUUGAAAAUGUAAAUACACCAGAAAUCUGCUUAUGGGGUUAUCUGAUUAUUCUAUUUAUGUAUUUUUACUGGCCAAAUAUAUGUACCCACCAUUUGGCCCAGGUGUAAUGAAGGAUGGGUCAAAUGCAGAGGACAAAUUCUCCAAUACAGGGACAAUUAACAAUACACAAAUGAUGUAAAGUUACUAAAACCAACCUUAAAAUGAACUGUAAUGUAAAAUAAACUACUUAAGGUGGGACAAAUCCUCUAAACUUUGCUUAUAAUCACAUUUUAACUAGAACUUCUAAACUGGGCGGUACCUGGACGAUGUGUCAUGGAGUCUGGGGAUAUAAAGAAGAGUGUAAUUGGUCUAAAGGGUAUCGACGCAUCAAAUUCUGCCUCUAGAGCUGGGUAUUUGUGCUCAGAAACACCAGGCUGUAAUUAGGGCAGUCAUUUGUGAUGUCACCAUCUACUGGGACUUACAGAAACUUACAUUUUGUCCAGAAAGCUGCACUAAAUGUUCUAAAAGUUGCCAAAAAUGACAGUAGAUAAUGCUCCUAAAUCGCCAUAUACACAGUUCAGUUCAGUUCAUCUUUAUAUCGGAGUCAUGGUCCAUUUUUAAAACAGACAAGGACAGUGACAUUACAAAACAAUAAACAUACAUACCAGUGUCUCCACAUAUCGGACUGCAGAUAAAACUGCACAUUAAAAUUCUUAGUGCAGCUUGCAAAGUGUUCACUCGUGCAGUAAUAAACGUCUCAGUUGCACUCCAUCCGUGGCCUCAUCAAAAGCACCGUAAAGCAUCAUCGUAAGCCACCUGCAGUCUUUGCAAACUGGCUUUUUUGUAAUUAAUCCUGAGGUGGGCUGUGUGCAAUGGUGUACAAUAUGAUUUAAACAAUAAGAACUUUACAUCAUUUGUCCAAGAACCAAAUUUGCGCAUAAGAGUUGAGCUGUGAAAGUGUAUUUAGUGUUUUAGUUCCAUUUUAAAGAAACAAAAUCUACAUUUACAAGUCAAAUGGACAAGUCUGAAACACUUUUGUGAAGCUGACCCAGUGGUAAAGUUUGAUUUUAAAGUGUGUUUUUGCCUUAUGUUAGAACCAUAGACUGUAUUUAUAACUGGACAUGGCAACCUGCUAACCAUCGCUUUUCAAGUUUGUUUUUAUUCUGGCUUCAAUUCACUUUGUAUUGAAAAAAAAAAAAAAAAAAAAAGCCACCUUUCUCCAUAACUGCUGCUGUUAGGCUCUUCAUUUUGGUCUUAAAAUGUUCGUAUUAACCCGCUUUAUAUGGUCCUGCUGUUUUUUUUUUUAUAUGGAACUUGGCUCCAAAUUUGCAAAUUCUAUAAAUGCAGGCCUCGGUGAGCUUCAUUUGACUGGAGCCGAACACACUCCCUUAGUCCACUUCUUUAUACAGUCUAUGGUCCGAACCCCCUGCAGUGUUUUUAGUGUGGAAUGUGAAAACUUACUGUAACUAAAGGGUGCUGAAUUAAUUAUUAUCCAAAAAUGUACACAGUUUGAUUUUUUUUUUAAAGAUGAGCCAAUACAUUUUUCACAUUUGCUUUAUUUUGUGUUUUAUCUAUUCUAUUGUUUCUAAAGAGGCAGUGCAGUUUUUCAAGUUGUGCUAAUCUAAACAGAAAUCAGAUCAACAAAGGUGCACUGUGGAACUUUUCUGGUAGAGGGCUUUUCUCUUUUCUGGAGAUGUGUGUGAGCGUUCUUCCAUAUCCCUCGUUUAUCGCGGGGGUUACGUUCUAAAAAUAACCUGCAAUAGGUGAAAUCCGCAAAGUAUUCAGCUUUAUUUUGUACAAUUAUUAUAUCUGUUUUAAGGCUGUAAAAUCCCUCACCACACACUUUAUAAACUUUUCUCAGACAGGACAGUUACAAACCUUUUGGCAUCCUUCUUAAAACUUAUUGCCGCUGUCAUCCUUUUGUUAUUUUCCUCCUUCUUUAUGUAACAAACCGAAGAUUAAUUUAUUCCGUAAUGCGCUACAGUCGUGUAACUUCUCCCUUCCUUCAGCGUGUCCAGAAGUCCAACUUUUUGUGUGAUGGUUUGCGUCUUCCUCUGUCUUUUGGGUGCGACCGCAGGAGUCUUUGUCGGUGCAGAACGUUUCGUCGACAUUGUGGGUUUUGUCGGAGAGAAAACUUGCAAACAUACAGCACUUCAGAAUCACACUGCUAGAGAUCGAACAUUUAUGUAAAUGUGUCAAGCUGAACACAUUCUGUACUGUACAGGAGACACGGCAUGGAGGAGAUUGAUUGACAGUGGUCUGCAGCCAAUCAGGACGCAGGGGGAUGAACACAAUGCGAGUUCAAUUGCAGUAAAAAAAUCCACGAAAUGGCGAUGCUGCGAAAGGUGAACUGCAUUAUAGUGUGGGACAACUGUAUUAUCAUAGCUCAAAACUCUGUGACAUUCUAAAGAAGCAAAAUAUCUCCAUGGAAACUACUAUGUUGGGACUUUACACCAGAAAAGUUACAUGGUGCAUCUUUAAACAGAACUCAGAAUUUAUAGCAAGACAAUUAACCUCAAAUGAAAUUCAAGUUGUAGCUUUCUACAAUACAAAAUUAUAUAUUUAAAGGUCCUAUAUUCUAUGUUAUAAUGUUGUUUCUUCGUCAAAAACUCUUCUUCAGAAACAUAGCGGAGUUGUGCUUUUCAUUCACACGUUUAACACACAAACGCCACAACUCCACACACUUUCACUAGACUCAUUUGGAUAAUUUCAGUCCUGGAAUUGCACAUCUCUACUGAAUUAAAGGUAAAGUGUAGCUGUGAGCUUAAAAACUACUGCUACAAGACAUCACAAGGUGCAACAGAGCGUUUUGAGCUUUGGAGAUGUACAAACUAAUAAUAAAUCUUUACUCAAACGAGUGAAUGAAACAAAACACAACUCCAUGUAUGUUUUUGAUGAGGUAACAUGGCUUUAAUAAGUAUGAAAUGACAACAUUGUGCGUGAAUUGAAAAGCUGCCCUGUCUCUUUAAGAUGUUGAUGUUAUUAUUUUAAAGUUGUUCAUAUCCAAAGAUUUAAAGGCACAGGUCCGUUGUAACCGUUAUACAGACCAAUACUGUAAACCAGAUGCACAACUCAAGCACAGUCCCCAAAGCACACUGAUUAGGCUCCCUCCAAUGGCCGCCCUCUAUAACAACUCCAUAGUAUUAAUAUUUUUUAAUCUUAUUUUCUAUAUAAAACUGGUCACCAACAUAAAUAGCACAGAUUCAAAGUAUAAAUCCCUGUAUAAGAUCGUCAGUGAUGCCCUACAAAGCUAAAAAGCGGUUAACUAAAGAUAUAGCUUGCAUAACAUUGAAGAUUAAUGGACAUUUUAGAGUGAUUUUUGAGUAAAUGCAUUUAUAAAAUCACACAAAUAAAUAUGUGAAGUUACAAUUUUGAAAUAAAUGCAAUUCCUUUGGGAAAUAAACAGUAAUUUGGACUGCGGAGUUUAUGUUUCAACCAAACCAGUGAUAAAAAUAAGUAAUGUAAUACAAGCUGUUGUUGGGAGUAAAGCAAAUUUCCAAAUUGAUGUCUCAGAGGUAUCCAAAAUGAAAAAUAAAAUUGGAACUUUUCUGGAACGUUAUCAUUUUCAAUAAUACUAAAUCAAAGGUGUAAUGGUACGAAAGGCUUAAACAGUAUCACAUCUGCCCACAUUUCUGACAAUUUGCAAAAAAUAUUGUCUGAUUAUCACCGUUUUUUGUCAAUAAUAUCCACGAUUAUGUUACAAUUAACUGCGCUUUGUCUCAUUUGACAGAGUGGUGCUGCAAUGGUUCUGUCAUUUAAAGCAAAAUUUACCAUACUGUGUAAUGAUCAUGAUGAACUUAUGAUUGUCAAGUGUUCUUUCUGAGCCAAAAAUAGAGAAAAAAUAUGAAUAACCUACAUACUUACAUACAAUAUGGCCUUUGUCUGCGAUUUGAAUGUAGAGCGUUUUAAAAGAUAUCAGACAUAAACGAACUUGUUAUAUUGGCUUUAGAUUCCAAGGACUCUGCACAUUUUUAUACAAGUGAUAAUCUGGGUUUUUGAAUUAGAGCUGCACUUUCAUUGUAGCUAGUAGUAGUAGUAGUAGUAGUAGUAGUAGUAGUAGUAGUAGUAGUAGUAGUAGUAGUAGUAGUGUAUGAGGAGCUCUGAGUAGCAACAGUCUAAAAUUGUAACAGGAAAAUGCGCAUUAUACGCCCAGUUUACUUACUCGUGCUCUGCUAUUUUUGAACUCUGCUGCCGCUAAACCACAUACAAAAACAGUUUCAGUCAAAACCCCAAGAUGUAAAAAAAAUCAGAACCGAUCAGGCAUAGCAUUUUGACCUGAGGUGAUAAUUGUAACACACAUUGUCACGGGACCGGUCUCCACAAUACGAUUUGAAGUUUACUAUGGGUUAAGGUUAGAGUUAAGGCUGUAAAUGGACAUAACUAACCUGCUAGACGCCCUGUUCCAAAUAGAAGUGAGCAUGGGUGCGCUUCCAGGUCCAUUGAUUCUGGCUCCAAUUGACUUUGUGUUGAAAAAAAUGUCACACCUCUCUUCAUAACUCCUCCUGUCAGGCAAAAUAGGCAAAAACGGACAAAACAAUGAACCAAACUCAUCAUUUCAGCGAACCAAAAUGAUGAGUUUGGUUCACUGUUUUGUCUGUAAAUCAAUUCCUUUUUCCCAAUAUGGAACUCGGCUCUAAAUUCGCUCCUAAAAUUGCAAGCCUCAGGGAGAUUUAUUUGGCUGGAUCCAAACGUUAUGGGUGACAAUAUACUGCCUUAGUCCACUUCUGUGUCUCAGAAAGGUGUGGAAACCCAAAACUGCAGCUAUUUCCUGUUGGCAGUGGUCAGUAUCUAACAGAAUUGCUUUGGUUAGUCCAGGAUUAGACCUAGUUUAGUGUUUGUGGGUGUUCCGUCUGUAUCUACUAUGUGUUUUAGACCGGGUUUAGUCUUGGAUUGCACUGGGUAAGUCCUGGUUUAGUUGGGUGGUCUAGUCCAGUGGUCCCCAACCUUUUUUGCGCUACAGAUCAGUUUUAUGUCAGACAGUAUUUUGGAUAUAUAUUGACCUGUUUUAGAACUGUUUAAGACCUAGUUUAGUCCUGGAUUAGUCCUGGUUUAAUCCUGGUUUUACACCUGUAUUUAGACCUGUUUAAGACCUGGUUUAGUCCUAGUUUAACCCUGGUUUAGUCCAGGUUUAGACCUGCUUUAGUCCUGGCUUUAGACUUGUUUUUACACCUGUUAAAGACAUGGUUUAAUCCUGGUUUUAUACCUGUUUUUAGACCUGUUAAAGACUUGGUUUAGUCCUGGUGUAGUCUUGGUGUAAUCCUGGUUUAGUUCUGGUUUAGACUUGGUUUAGACCUGGUUUUAGACUUCUUUUUACACCUGUUUAAGACAUGGUUUAAUCCUGGUUUGAGACCUGUUUUCAGACCUGUUUAAGGCCUGGUUUAGUCCUGGUUUAGACCUGGUUUAGACCUGGAUUAGACCUGUUAAAGACCUGGUUUAGUCCUGGUUUUAGACCUGUUUUUUAGACCUGUUUAAGACAUGGUUUAGUCCUGGUUUAAUCCUGGUUUAGUCCUGGUUUAGACCUGGUUUAGUCCUGGUUUAGUUCUGGUUUAGUGGCACAGCUAUCAAACUCUACUUCUAAAAACCCACAUUAUUACUUACUAAAUAUUUGCACAUGUAUGAAACUUUAUGGCUACACAUUCAAGAAUAUUCUAAAACUGUGUUAGAUUUAUGCACAAAUUCCACCUCUCCUGGGUCGAACAGGGCUUCCCCAGUGACACUGAAGAAUGGGUCAAAUGCAGAAUUCAUAUUUCCUGUAUAUGGGGACAAUAAAGUGUACCUUAACCGACUUUAAAAACAUUUUAGACGUAGAUUACUCAAUAUUCUUUUCUCAGUAUAUACUUAAAUUACUUUCAAAAUAAAAUACCUUAAUAUUUCUAAUGCAUUUUUAUUGGGGGUGAACUUUUUUUUAAUACUCAAAGGUGCCAAUUCUUGCUAAAUGACUUGAGUUUUGUGUGACGACUUUCUUAAGCUUUAAUGUUGCGGUGCUCUUGCUGUUCUUUAUAGCCAUGGUUCUUAUGAUGCAUCUAUGUUUAUAUCUUAUCUGUAAAGGUUGCGUUCACGUUAUAGAAUUUGGUGAUUGCAUGACUUCACACGGAGGGAUCUGAAAAUCUGAUAUUUUUUGUAAACUUUUUGAAAUUAUUCUCAAAUGUUUAAUUUUAUUCUUUGUUUGAGAUUGGCUCCACAAAUUUGCGUGUUUGUGUUUGCGUUUGUGUUUGUGUCAUCCAGGUCCAGGAUCCAUAGUAAAGGAGAGAUUUAAUUCUGCCAACUGGACAAAAGUUUUUUUUUUUUGUUUUUUUUUUAACCAAAUACAUUUCGCAGCUCAUCCAAGUUGUUUCAGAGUAGUUUCAGUCAGGGUUCUCACAGUCAUGGAAAUCCUGGAAAAGUCAUGGAAAUUGAAAAUGUCAUUUUCCAGGCCUGGAAAAGUCAUGUAAGUUUGUAAAUUCAAUGAAAGUUUUGGAAAAGUCAUGGAAUUUUAGUAUCUCUUUCACGCAACUACAGCAUUCUGUUAAGUUUUCAUGAGGCUGUUAUGAUUAUUUCCAAACGUCUGCACCUUUUGUUUAAAAGAGACGACAAUAAAUACACUGACAGUAUUUUGAAUGUUAAAAAACUAUAAUACAAAACCAUAAGGUGAGUGGAAAGGGUUAACAUUUCAUAUUCAGCCCUAAAAGUUUCUUAUUUCUUAUUUUAUUUAUUUGUAAAGGGACAGUACAUAUUAAUGAACAUUAAAAAUGUAAAUAUGUAAAGAUUAUAGCCAACGUGGCUAAUUUCCAUCUUCAGUCCCUCAGCAGGUUGAUGUAAAAUCAUCUAUAGGAUGAGGAAAAGUACAGCAACAAUCACACAAAAGUACACAACACCAGCACACUCACUAUACACACAAUUUGUUUCAAACAGUUCAUUUGAAGUUCAAAGUCAGAAGUUUAAGAAUUAAGUCAAGAGUUAAACCAACAACCCCUCAAAAUAAAAUAAAAUAUAAAUUGGUUAAACAUGGUGACAUAUUUGAAGUCUGAUCAAUUCUACACAUGUAGGUUCCGUAAAAUCAUGGACAAUUCACUUUAAGUCAUGGAAAAGUUUUCAAAUUCUGUCAGUGAAAAAGAGUGGGAAGGCAGUGUCCACCAGUAUUCUGACCAGAACUGAAGAAGCAACUUGGAUGAGCUGCGAAACGUAUUCGAUCAAAAAACUUUGGUCCAUUUGAAAGAAUUGAAUUUCUCUUUCGCUGCAUGUCUUAGAGUCCUUUCAACUGACAACAAUACUUGGGGUUAAAUAAUGGCACCGCCUUCUGAAGCCAUUUUGUGUGUGUGAGAAGAUGUUGAACUUUGUGCCAAUUUUUAUUUCAUGUGAUUAGAACCAGUAAUUACAAAGACAUUAACACAGAACCAAGUCAAUAAAUCUGCACUCAGUUAAACAGCAAAUUCCACCGUAGGAUUCUGACCUGUCGUCCAGCUCAACGUUCGACUGUACGGAGUCGACAGUGUUGUGAUAUCACGUGAACGCAUCCUAAUGGACAUUUUCUCCUGCUUGCUUUUAUUGUGAAAAGGUCCCGCUCUCAGGAUCUAAAGUGCCGCAGCCAAUGACGUCUGUUUUCCAUACUGCUCCUGAAUAAAUGUGUCCUUUGUGUUAUUAA